This is a messenger RNA of Pseudocercospora fijiensis CIRAD86, 684 nucleotides long. RefSeq lists its product as uncharacterized. The record is from RefSeq and is a predicted model, not a curated record. The coding region runs from base 1 to 684 and encodes 227 amino acids. Lineage: Eukaryota; Fungi; Ascomycota; Dothideomycetes; Mycosphaerellales; Mycosphaerellaceae. The transcript has 5 exons.
AUGUUGUCCUUAACCGGGUACAAGCAGUCGGCGCGCAUGCUACUACGCUGUUCCUUGUACUUCGCUGCUCCAUCUUCUCAAUCCUGUGGUCGAAGCGUAGUGUUGCCAUGGAUCUUCCAUCCAUACCACACAUGGCAUUGGGUGUCUGAGAAUGUCAACAUUGUUCUGCACGUGGCAUAUUAUUCAAGCCGGUCGCUGUUGGGCGCGGGCUCCUGCAGACUCGUCGCGCGGCUGGUUCCCGGGAAGCAUGCAUGCGAUGAUCUCUCGAGGCAGAUGUCCCCGAUAUUGGCGAUGAGGUGCAAAUAUCCGAGUGCGCUGAUUGUCUUGACUGUAUUUCCGCAGCUUUGCACUGCCGUAACGGACAUGAUAUUCAAUUCGGCAUAUGCAGCCAUAUUGCCACGAUCCGUGUCACGACCGUUCUUCCACUUCCAGCCGCCUGCCGUCCCAGGCCAAGGUUGCCAUGCUGAGGGAAGAUCCUGUAUGGCCUCCAUAUUCUUGCUCUUGCGAAUGGGCUGGACUGGGCGGCAAAUGAAUGUGCAGCGUCAAUUCCCAGAGAUGAGCAUAGUCAGGAUCAUAAGUAGCUCGCUCUCAGCCGAGCAUGUGAAGACCACCAAGACUGUAUCCUGCAACAUAAGAGCGAUUCAGCUAAGUUACCUCUACACUCCGAAGAGCCUCAAAAUAUAA